GAUUAGUGCAUCCAACAAUCAACACACCAUGGCACCUUAAAUCUCUCAUACCCAUCAACCACCCAUUAUUUUCACACCAUCUUCCCAAACAAGUCCUCUCCAUCAAUGGCAUCAUCAAACCGGCUGCACUUUGUGUUAAUUCCAUUACUAGCUCAAGGUCACAUGAUCCCCAUGAUAGACAUGGCCAAGCUAUUUGGAGAGCAAAAUGUAAUGAUCACCCUUGUCACCACCCCUCACAAUGCUUCAAGAUUUUCAUCAACAAUUGACAGAGCCAAAGCCUCACAAAACCUUCCAAUUCAUCUCCUAGAAAUCCCAUUCCCAUGUCAAGAGGUGGGUCUCCCACUGGACUGCGAAAACCUUGACAGUGUUCCCUCACCGGACCUGAUCAGAAAAUUUUACACCGCCCUCGACAGUCUUCAACUGCAAUUGGAACAGAAAUUGCAAGAACAGGACACUCCUCCCAGCUGCAUAAUUUCAGACAAGUGCCUCUUCUGGACAUCUAAGACGGCAAAAAAGUUCCAGGUUCCGAGGAUUGUCUUCCAUGGGAUGUGCUGCUUCUCCCUCCUGAGCUCUCACAAUAUAAUGCUACACAAUGCUCACCGUUCUGUGGCUUCCGACUCGGAACCUUUCGUUGUGCCAGGAAUGCCGAAAAGAGUUGAAAUAACCAGAACCCAGCUUCCGGGAUCGUUUGUUGCGCUACCGGACUUGAACGAUAUCCGGGACCAGAUGAGAGAAGCUGAAUCAACUGCUUAUGGGGUUGUGGUGAAUUCUUUCACGGAAUUAGAACAUGGUUGUGUUGAAGAGUACGGAAAGGCCUUAGACAAGAAGGUUUGGUCCAUCGGACCGGUUUCGCUCUGUAACAAGGAGGUUUUGGACAAGUUUGAGAGAGGCAACAAAGCCUCCAUUGAUGAGAAAGAGUGCAUACAAUGGCUCAACUCCAUGAAACCAAACUCAGUCCUCUACGCCUGCCUCGGCAGCCAAUGCCGCCUAGUUCCACCACAGUUAAUCGAGCUCGGCCUCGGAUUAGAAUCCUCAAAACACCCCUUCAUUUGGGUGAUCAAAACAGGAGGAGAGAGAUUCCAAGAGCUAGAAAAAUGGUUGAUUGAUGAGAAUUUUGAGGAGAGAGUUAAAGGGAGGGGACUUGUGAUCAAGGGUUGGGCACCUCAGCUUCUUAUCCUGUCCCACCCUUCAAUCAAAGGGUUCUUAACUCACUGUGGUUGGAACUCAACCAUAGAAGCGGUUUGCUUUGGUUUGCCAAUGGCGACUUGGCCUAUGUUUGCUGAGCAGUUCUUGAAUGAGAAGUUGGUUGUGGAAAUCUUGAGGAUUGGGGUUCGAGUUGGCGUCGAAGUCCCAGUGAGGUGGGGAGAUGAAGAGAGAGUUGGUGUGGUGGUGAAGAGAGAAGAGGUUGAGAAGGCUAUAGAGAGAGUAAUGGAAGGGGGUGAAGAAGGAGAUGAGAGAAGAAAGAGGGCAAUAGAGCUGGGAGAGAAAGCAAAGAGUGCCAUGGAAAAUGGAGGUUCUGCUCACUUGAACAUAUCACUCUUAAUUGAGGAUAUAAAGAAAAAGGUUUGGACUUAGCAAACAGAAAACAACAGUAAUCUCAACUACAUGUUUGCAUUAUGGGUAAGAUUUUUUACUGUAAAGUGUUGGAUGAUGGUUGGAAAAAGAAUGGAGAGAAUCUUCAUUCUUUUUGGAACUGAAUCCAAUUUUUAUUUAGAAUGGACGGGUCCUAUCUAUAUAAACUGGCUCCAGUUUCUUUA
Molecule: messenger RNA, 1757 nt
Organism: Camellia sinensis
Lineage: Eukaryota; Viridiplantae; Streptophyta; Magnoliopsida; Ericales; Theaceae
Product: UDP-glycosyltransferase 73D1
Molecular function (GO): UDP-glucosyltransferase activity
Source: RefSeq, a predicted model, not a curated record